CCAUGAGCCCAAAAAAUUGGGACACUUAUUCCUAAACUACUUGAUACGGCAUUUGACGUACUUAAUAUUGUCAAAGUUCAUUCAUUUGACACAGUUUCAAAAAUGAGUAAUGAUAUAUCUAAAAAGAAGGGGAGGAGUUCAGGUGAGAAAAAGGCGAAAAGAAAGGCGAAAAGAAGAGAGACUUACGCGAUGUACAUCUAUAAAGUUUUGAAACAGGUUCAUCCGGACACGGGGAUUUCAAGCAGAGCCAUGAGCAUCAUGAACUCCUUCGUGAAUGACCUGUUUGAGAGGAUUGCCACAGAGGCGUCCCGGCUGGCUCAGUACAAUAAACGCUCCACCAUCACCAGCAGAGAGGUGCAGACUGCAGUGAGGCUGCUGCUGCCCGGGGAGCUGGCUAAACACGCAGUGUCUGAGGGCACCAAAGCUGUCACCAAGUACACCAGCUCCAAAUGAAGACUUCAACACAUUGCAAGGGGUUCAAACCUGUGCAUCAGCUGCUUUGUAAACUGGUUGAUUUCAAUAAAUGCAUAAAAAGCUGA
Siniperca chuatsi (mandarin fish) is the source of this 539-nucleotide messenger RNA. RefSeq lists its product as uncharacterized. The record is from RefSeq and is a predicted model, not a curated record. The transcript is spliced from 2 exons. The coding region runs from base 103 to 453 and encodes 116 amino acids. Gene Ontology annotation, molecular function: DNA binding; protein heterodimerization activity; structural constituent of chromatin. Gene Ontology annotation, cellular component: nucleosome. NCBI's taxonomy places the organism in Eukaryota, Metazoa, Chordata, Actinopteri, Centrarchiformes, Sinipercidae.